CAUAUUGCUUUGUGAAUCAGCAGAGACAGUGUUCAAAAUGAUUUCUCUAAUACUGGUCCUGUUUCUUGGAGCUACCGUCGCGUUGGCCGAGAUACAUGUGCAAAAUGAUCCACACCAUAAAGCGCCUCACCCAAUCUUGAAAGAGUGCAUGGAAGAAUGCGGCGUCAAUCCAACAAAGCCGGGCGAACUAGCUGACGAGGAAAACGAUCCUCACCAUCAUCAUCAUCAUCGUCCUUCUUUACCGCCUGCCGUGAGAAUGUGUAUCAAAGAGUGUCUCGAAGAGCAUAAGCCAUCAAAACUGCCAACAGAGCCGGACAAGGAAAACGAUCCACGCCGUCCUCGUCCAAGCGGUGUAAGUCCUCGUCCUCCUCGUCCAAGCGGUGUAAGUCCUCGUCCUCGUCCUCGUCCCCCUCGGCAUAUCCUGAGAAAGUGCAUCAAAAAGUGCCACGGGGAGAUGAAGCCAACAACACCGGGCGAGCUUGCUGACGAAGAAAACGAUCCACACCAUCGCCCUCGUCCUUCGUUUUCACCUGAAAUGAAAAAGUGUAUCCAUGAGUGCCUCAAGAAACAUAAGCCAUCAAGACGGCCACCGCCAUCAACAGAGCCGGGCAAGAUAGCUGACGUGUAACAUCCGACGGCUUGUAGAGCAACUUCGUCCGAUCAUGUCUCAUGAACGCAUAAUUCAGACAUGAGUAGUUCUUGUAGGGGAUAAGUUACAAAGACAGGGGAAUAAAGCAUUGAAAAAGUCUGAAA
Orbicella faveolata is the source of this 753-nucleotide messenger RNA. RefSeq lists its product as uncharacterized. Lineage: Eukaryota; Metazoa; Cnidaria; Anthozoa; Scleractinia; Merulinidae. The record is from RefSeq and is a predicted model, not a curated record.